AUGACUUCACUUACAACGAAAGAUGAUAAAUACAACUGUAGCGUAAGCAAGUCGCGUUGUUCUGUUUGUUCAAGAGAAUUUUCUUCGACCUCUAACCAAAAUAGACAUGCACUUAAAUUUCACAAUACUUCUCCCCCUGCAAAUGUUGGGCGACCUUCAUUAGGUGGAAGGAAACAAGCCAAUCAUAGAUACUAUAAAAAAGUUACAGCUGAAAAAACCAGACCCAAAUGCGCAGUGUUCUUGACUUCAGCAAUAGAAGAGUCGAAGUCUUUGGAUAAAAGUAAUUUAGUGUCAUCGUACCAGACCAGCCUUAAACAAUGGCAACUACAACUUCAAAAGUCUAGACAAAUUAUGUCUCUUCCAACUCUUAACAACUGGCAAUGCGACUCAAGCUACUGGGAGUUUCUAACUUUCGCACUCAUGACCCAUGAACUAUACUCGCGAGCAUAUGAAUAUCUGUCAGAAGUUCUGGACUACUCCAACGUCUAA
Molecule: messenger RNA, 489 nt
Organism: Mucor mucedo
Lineage: Eukaryota; Fungi; Mucoromycota; Mucoromycetes; Mucorales; Mucoraceae
Exons: 2
Coding region: 1-489 (162 amino acids)
Source: RefSeq, a predicted model, not a curated record